AGGGAAUCCCAUAUUUUAAUUUCGAUAUAUAUCUUACAAGUCAUGACAUUCGCACAAAAUUUGCAAGCCAUUGUUUCGUUCUUCCUCCAAUUAUUUGUUAUAUUCCCAUAUAACGCCCUCACUACUCCACGACACGGCCCAUUGCGUCCGCCCAAGAGAAUCGGCGCGAAACCUACUCACACGAACAAGACUAACCGAAGUAGCUCGACUAUGGUUUCUGAUGGCUUGCACAAGCUAUGCACAGGCAAGGAGAGCGUAUCUGCACUUCUUGCAGAGAACCCAACCCUUGCGCCUGGGGACGCAUGGCAGCAACUGUAUGGUAGUUAUGUGCCAUCGUCAAAGAGUGCAGCAAGGUCAGAUGGAGACAGCGAGGAGCAUAGCAUUAGCGCUGAAGAGCUACAGCGGGCCGCAGAAUGCGGAAACUGGGGUCCCUCACAACCAAGUGAGCUAUUCUUAAAGAUCUAUCACGAUGCAUUAGGUCCUGUGGAUCAGGAUAUCACUGCAGCUAUGGUUAGCCCUUCGUUGAUGGGUAGCUGUGGCGUCGUACCAUUGACGAUAAUAUCUGUCGUGCCAGAUAUUAUGCGUCACAUGAGCAACAUGAUUGUUCGCGCAGAAAAGGAAGUGUAUUUAGCCACCAACUACUGGCAGAACUCUGUUGCAUCUUCGUACAUUACCAAUGCGAUGAAAGAGCUGUCGGCGAGAGCUGGCAGGCGUGGAGAAAGGAUUGUCAUGAAGAUUAUCUAUGACAGAGGCAGCCCGAAGCAGCUAUUUGAACCACAUUACAUUGUUUCUGAAAAGGAAUACCUAGGCGACGCUGUGAACAUCCCAAAGCCGGAGGAGAUUCCUAACAUUGAUCUUCAAGUUAUGAACUACCACAAGCCAAUGUUAGGCACGUAUCACUGCAAGUAUAUGGUAGUUGAUCGCAAGUAUGCUGUUUUGCAGAGCAACAACAUCCAGGAUAACGAUAAUAUGGAGAUGAUGAUUCAACUGGAAGGUCCAAUCGUCGACUCGCUAUACGACAUGGCUCUCAUCUCCUGGCACAAAGCGCUGGAACCUCCAUUGCCAAGUUACAAUUCUCCAGCUGUUCAAGGUGGAAUCGGCUCUUUCGGGGAAGCGAGCCACCAUGAGAUGUUUUAUCAAGCUGGCAUUCAAGCAAAUGCCAUUUCAGAGGCUGAGGCUAACACUUCUAGCCAGCUAGAAGCAGCCGACAGAAGAAGAAUCCACUCUACGAACUUGAUCCCAGGAGAAAACGACGGGGUACUCGAGGGCGAACGGUUAGCCAACGUUUCUAAUGAUGCUUCUUACAACCUUUCGCCAGCACGAAAUGUUAUUGAGCAUGCAGUUAACGCCCCGCAUUUGUCUCCACUUGACGACGUUAAUAUCAAGGGCGCUCCCUCUGGAUUAAACAACGAACAAGAAAGGUUCGGCAAGGAUGCAAUAACCAACUCUUACUUACGUUCUGGAUCCUCUUCUCUCCCAAGCUCCAUUAUCAGCCAGCCUCCACAAGGCAGGCCUCUCCCCGAGCAUUUGUCAACUGACCCUCACUACGAUAUUGAUAUUGCUGGUGAGGUAGCCCGUGUGCAGCAAUCAGUAUCCCCAAAUGAUAACUUGACUCGCUUGGAGGCUACAGCCGCCCACUUGAACCACACCAAGAACAAGGACUUCCCUCCUUCAAUUAAGGAAAUUCCCGCUGGUGAUGAGUUUACGCCUUACAUACCUCAUGCAGUGUAUGAGCCAUUCCCAAUCGCAAUGGUCAACAGGCCGCCAUACGGAACCCCCAAUAACAACGACGUAUUUACGCCACAGAAUGAGGCGUGGUUGGCAGGAUUACGAUACGCGAAAAAGAACGUGUACAUUCAAAGCCCGACUCUAAACGCAGAGCCUAUUCUCAAGGAGAUAUUAAACGCAUGCGAGCGAGGCGUUGAUGUUUUCGCAUUCAUUUGCAUUGGUUAUAAUGAUGCUGGUGAACUUCUCCCGAUGCAAGGGGGUACCAAUGAGAUGAUCUCACACGCAUUGCACCAAUCGCUCUCGCCAGAGGGGUUAAAGCAUCUGCAUUAUCACUUCUAUGUUGGCGCCGACCAGACGCGGCCAAUUCUUGCCAAGGCCAAGAAGCGGAGCUGUCACGUCAAGCUGAUGAUCAUCGACGAGGAGAUAGGGAUUCAAGGAAAUGGAAACCAGGACUCGCAGAGUUGGUAUCACAGCCAAGAAAUCAAUGUCAUGCUCCAGAGUAAAGAAGUCUGUGGCAACUGGAUUGAUGGGCUGAGGAGGUGUCAGAGGACAGGGAUAUAUGGAAAGGUUGACGAAGACGGUGUGUGGAGAGAUGCGGAGGGUAAAGAGGUUGAAGGCGCGAUCGGCACCGAUCCAGGCAAGUUCAGCUGGUUCAAAGGGAUUGCAGGGGCGGUUCGCAGGGUGAGGGGUGCUGGGGAUUUUUGAAUAAACAGACAAGCGAUAGGUGGCAGAUGAGAUACGAUACCUCGUUAUUUUGGUGUGUCAUUUCUGGAAGGGUUGGCGUUGGAUCUUGGCAUGAAAUCUAUACAUUUUCUUCUUUUCACAUGCAUAUAUUGAUCCAAGGAAGGACAUCCUUGCCGUAGUAUUUUGUCCAAGCACGGAAGAAAUUCAUAUAG
Messenger RNA from Pseudogymnoascus verrucosus, 2624 nucleotides. RefSeq lists its product as uncharacterized. Gene Ontology annotation, molecular function: catalytic activity. Bases 43 to 2433 code for a protein of 796 amino acids. The record is from RefSeq and is a predicted model, not a curated record. The transcript is spliced from 5 exons. Lineage: Eukaryota; Fungi; Ascomycota; Leotiomycetes; Thelebolales; Thelebolaceae.